This is a messenger RNA of Owenia fusiformis, 846 nucleotides long. Lineage: Eukaryota; Metazoa; Annelida; Polychaeta; Sabellida; Oweniidae. The record is from the annotation of a GenBank genome assembly.
ACCCAAUCCCCUCCAUUCCUAAGGUGUAUCCCAACGUAAGGUUCCCCAUGGAAUGUGUCAUCCACAUACUGCUGUGCCUCCCCUUCUAUUGCAUCUGACCAUUCGAGGUAUUGCUGUAAAUGCACAUGGUGCUCCUGUAUGGGGAACCUGGCUGGAGCCCCUUUAAAUGCCAUCACUGGGUGAUCUGCUGGGGGAUACCUGAAGGUAGAUUAACAUUGAGGCCAUAUAUAAGCUGGAGCCCCUUUAAAUGCCAUCACUGGGUGAUCUGCUGGGGGAUACCUGAAGGUAGAUUAACAUUGAGGCCAUAUAUAAGCUGGAGCCCCUUUAAAUGCCAUCACUGGGUGAUCUGCUGGGGGAUACCUGAAGGUAGAUUAACAUUGAGGCCAUAUAUAAGCUGGAGCCCCUUUAAAUGCCAUCACUGGGUGAUCUGCUGGGGGAUACCUGAAGGUAGAUUAACAUUGAGGCCAUAUAUAAGCUGGAGCCCCUUUAAAUGCCAUCACUGGGUGAUCUGCUGGGGGAUACCUGAAGGUAGAUUAACAUUGAGGCCAUAUAUAAGCUGGAGCCCCUUUAAAUGCCAUCACUGGGUGAUCUGCUGGGGGAUACCUGAAGGUAGAUUUACAUUGAGGCCAUAUAUAAGCUGGAGCCCCUUUAAAUGCCAUCACUGGGUGAUCUGCUGGGGGAUACCUAAAGGUAGAUUAACAUUGAGGCCAUAUAUAAGCUGGAGCCCCUUUAAAUGCCAUCACUGGGUGAUCUGCUGGGGGAUACCUAAAGGUAGAUUAACAUUGAGGCCAUAUAUAAGCUGGAGCCCCUUUAAAUGCCAUCACUGGGUGAUCUGCUGGGGGAUAC